Molecule: messenger RNA, 555 nt
Organism: Loa loa (African eye worm)
Lineage: Eukaryota; Metazoa; Nematoda; Chromadorea; Rhabditida; Onchocercidae
Exons: 3
Coding region: 1-555 (184 amino acids)
Source: RefSeq, a predicted model, not a curated record
AUGUAUAAAUUAUAUGACUUGGACAUCGAAAAUUUGGAGCAGGAACUCUUUUUGUCCAGUUCCUUUCAUCGUAAUUUCAAAAACUUGGACAGUAAAUGUGUCACAAUGGUUAAGUGCAAUUAUGCUCAACCACAAUUUGAAAAAAAGUUGAUUUCGACCUGUCGGGCCAUUCUUUGUUAUCCAUUACAUUCAUUUUGUGUUUUUUAUUGUAUUUCAGAUGACAUAGCUCUGGCUGCAAAUAGGAAAAAGUGCCAUCAUAAAAAAUGCAUUUGUUCCCGAGGAAAAUUGAACAAUUUUCGUUGUACGUUGAUUUCUCAACAUCAAGAUUGCUUAUCAUAUUUCAGCAUACAAUUUGAUUCAUACAAUGUUGCUGACGUAGAAACCGGAAAUGAAUUAACUCAUCCUUUUGCGUAUGUGCUAUGUAUGCUUUUUGUAAAAAUACGUAUCAAAGAUCAAAUUUUUGAGAAAUUUGCCACACUACACCGUCAUUUGUUGUCGGAGUUGGGUCGAAGGGCGUACAGCUCGAAACCAUUCAUCUUUAAACAUUUGUUUUAA